This is a messenger RNA of Fusarium musae, 1935 nucleotides long. RefSeq lists its product as uncharacterized. The transcript is spliced from 2 exons. The record is from RefSeq and is a predicted model, not a curated record. Bases 1 to 1935 code for a protein of 644 amino acids. Lineage: Eukaryota; Fungi; Ascomycota; Sordariomycetes; Hypocreales; Nectriaceae.
AUGGGGCCCUAUAUGGGAUAUCAUGGAAACAGCCAGAUGGUGCCAUUUGGCUACGGUGACCCUGCCAGCCCUUAUGGUGCUGGGUAUGGAGGAGAAGGUAGAGGCAUGUAUGAUCUAAUGCCUUACCAACAACCUCCAAGUGGUUACUAUGGCGCCGUACAGCCUCAUCCUCUCUACGGGCCACCCCACAUGGCUGGAAUACCACCUGGGCAACUCACUACACCACCGCCUCCUCCGCCUACUGAGGCUCCUGCCAAGCCAGCCACACCCGCUCCUCCAAAAGAAGAUCCUGAGAAGAUUCGUUUGGAAGCUGAGAUUGCUGCUUUCAAAGCUAUGGAGGAGAAGGUCAAGGCUGCCGAAAAGCAAAAGGAGGCUGAGGCGCAAAUCCGAAGAGAAGCUGAGGAAGCCUUCACCCGAAGAAUGGAGGACAUGAGAAUUGCCCAAGAGGAAGCCAAGAAAGAGAUCGAAAGGGCCAGGAUCGAGGCAGAAAAGGCUGCCCGAGAGAGAAUGGAAGCCGAACGAAAGGCUGAAGAGAAACGCGCCCAGGAGCACGCUCGCGCUAUGGCAGAAGCCGAGGAGAAAGCUCGUCUCAGAUUCGAAGCAGAGAUGAAGGCCGCUGAAGAUCGAAGAAAGGCAGAGGCAGAGGCUCGCAUUCAAGCUGAAGAAGAAGCCAGAAAGAAGUUUGAGGCUGCAGCGAAAGCAGCUGAAGAACAACGACAAGCUGAGGCUGCAGCGCGCGCACAAGCCGAAAGGGAGGCCCGAGAAAAGUACGAGGCCGAGAUGAAGGCAGCCGCCGAACAGCGCAAAGCAGAGGCCGAAGCCAAGGCCAAGGCCGAAGAAGAGGCCCGUCUGAAGCUCGAGGCUGAAUUGAAGGCAGCGGAGGAGCGUGGUAAGAGAGAGGCUGAAGAGAGGGCCAGGGCCGAAAGAGAAGCUCGAAUGAAAUUUGAGGCUGAAUUAAGGGCUGCUGAGGACAAGAGGCUGAAGGAGGAGGAAGAGCGAAAGCGUGCUGAGGAACUUGCUCGGGUUCGCUUUGAGAAAGCACUACAAGAGGAGGCUGAGGCAAAAGCCGCAGCCGCGAAGAAGGCCCAGGAGGAAGCCGAGCGCCUCAUGAGACUCGAGCAAGAGGCCAAGGAAGCCGCCGCAAAGAAAGCAGCCGAGGAAGCCGAGAAGCUCAAGAAGCUCGAGGAAGAAACUCGCGCGAAGGCUGAGGCUGAGACCCUCAAGAAGAUCGAGGAGGAAAAGAAGAAGGCAGCGGAUGCCGCCGCAGCUGAGGAAGCCGCUAAGAAUGCCGCCGCAGAACUUAAGAAGAAGAUUGAAGAGGAGACAAAGGUCAAGCUCGAAGAGUCUAAGAAGAAGGCUGAGCAGGCCCCAAUCCGAUUCAAGGAUGCAGUUGGUCGAAAGUUCAGCUUCCCUUUCCACUUGUGUGCCACUUGGCAGGGUAUGGAAGAUCUCAUCAAGCAAGCUUUCAUGCAAGUUGAUGUUCUGGGUCCUCAUGUAAUGGAAGGGCACUAUGAUCUCAUCGGCCCCGACGGCGAGAUCAUCCUGCCAUCCGUUUGGGAGAAGGUGGUUCAGCCUGAUUGGGCUAUCACCAUGACUAUGUGGCCAAUGGACAAGAUGCCUCCACUGGGACCCAAGAUGCCUGGCGCGCCUGGCAUGCAUGGACACAAGCACGGCGGUCCUAUCCCUGUUCCGCCCCGUCCCAUGGGCCCAGGCAUGCGACCCCCUAUGAUGCCCCCUGGCGGUAUGCCUCCUGGAGGAGUUCGCCCGCCCGCUGGAUGGCCUGUCGGAGGAGGAGUUCGACCUGAUAUGCCAAUGCCACCCAACGUUGUCACAGUCGGCCCUAAUCCUGGCAAGUCCAGCAAGCACAAGAAGGCAUCCAAGGAUCACUCAGUCGUGGCAGGCUUUUUGUUUGGCAAACCUCCAAAGAAGAAGUGA